AUGAUGUCCAAUCAAGCACCAUCCAAUCAUCUUCCGAUCAUAACAUGCCAUAAUCUUCUCAAAAGGCGUGACUUUAAAGAAGUUCGGUCUUUCGUUGAGAUGAAUAGAUUAGUAGGCAAUGAAUGGAAUGAACUUGACCAAGCCGAAGCCAUCUCCGACGUUAUCAUCGCGGCGGAGAACCGGCUUCCGAACGGGUUGACUGAUUAUUACGGUAUGAUUCGAGCGACCCGACUUGGACCGGUGGUAUUGGAUGAUUUCUUGAGGUUGAUGAGGCUUUUAGACGGUAGGUCUAAUCAUUUCCCUUGUAGUAACGAAGCUGCUUGCUAUGCCAUGGAAGCUUGGACAUUUCUUUCGAAGCCAGCCAUGAAGACCAAAUACGAUAUGGCUAUCUCUACUGCCGACAUGAUUUCCGGCCAGAAUCGUCAAACUCAUGUGGUCAACAACAGAUGGGGAGGAAUAGGCGUCCAAGGCGGUGGAACCAACAGGGGCAACAACAGUGGUAGCAUCGGAUUUGGUGGCAAUGAAAGAUUCAAUAGAAAUGGUGAAUUUUUCAGCGGUGGCAGAGGCAUAGCCGGUUUUGGCAGAGGCGGUAGCGGUAAAAAAAACAUUGGUGGUGGAGAACGCGGUGUAGACGACAGAUUUGGUGCUAUUGGUUUAAUGUUUGGUGGUGGUAGAGGUGUAGCCGGCGGUAGCAGUCGCCAAGGCAUUGGUGGUGGAGAAGACGGUGUAAAUGGCAAAAUCAGCAAUGGAAACGGCGGAUUUGGCUGCACUAGUGGAUUUUUUGGUGGUGUCGGUGAUAGAAGUGGCAAAGGCAUCAGUGGUGUAUACCACAAAACCAGCAGUGAUGACUAUGGCCUUGAUGCAAUAUUUGGUGGUGGUAUAAGUGUAGCUGGUGGUAGAGGUCGUAAAGACAUUAGUGGUGGAGAAGGCGGUGUAGAUGGUGGAAUCAGCAGUGGUAACAACAUUAGCAGCGGCCGAUUCGACAACAUUGAUGGAUCAUUUGGUGGUGGCAUAGACAUAGCCGGUGGUAGCGGUUCCAAAGGCAUUGGUGGUGGAGAAAGCGGCGUAUCUAGUGGAACACAUGGUGGUAAUGGCGAUUGUGACGUUAGGUUCGACAACAACAACGAAUUCGGUUGCGAAGGCGGUAGUGGCGGUGACAUAGGCUACUACUUUAACGAAAAAGGUACCGAAGACGGGGGUGGAUUUGGUGGAGUGGACAAAGAAAAGCAGAAGGUGGAAACAGUUUGGAGUAUUUGUUCGAACUGUUACAUUAUGCAUGGAAAUGAGAUAUGUAUGAGAUGUAACAAAGUUCCGAUAGAGUUUGAGUCAACGACGAAUAUGAUUCCAUCAGGGUUUCCGGUGGAAUCGGAGAAAGGAGAGGAUCAGUUUAGUCACCUCGCUGGAAUGCUUCAAUUAGGGCUUCCUGAAAACAGUUCCUUUAUCCCCAAGGAACAGAAUCUUGGUCAGUCGUGGCUUCCUGAAAACAGUUCCUUUAUCCCCAAGGAACAAAAUCUUGGUCGUGGAAUUGAAGAUGUAGUGGUGCAAGAUAAAGCAUCUGUGUUAGGAGAGACCGUUAGGUAUUUCAAUGAAUUGAAAAAGAUGGUCAAGGAGAUACCAACCACGCCAGCUUUAGAAGACAGCUUAUGA
Molecule: messenger RNA, 1647 nt
Organism: Arabis nemorensis
Lineage: Eukaryota; Viridiplantae; Streptophyta; Magnoliopsida; Brassicales; Brassicaceae
Source: the annotation of a GenBank genome assembly